This is a messenger RNA of Myodes glareolus (Bank vole), 3822 nucleotides long. Its product is annotated as cyclic AMP-dependent transcription factor ATF-7. The record is from RefSeq and is a predicted model, not a curated record. NCBI's taxonomy places the organism in Eukaryota, Metazoa, Chordata, Mammalia, Rodentia, Cricetidae. Gene Ontology annotation, biological process: regulation of DNA-templated transcription. Gene Ontology annotation, molecular function: DNA-binding transcription factor activity.
GAGGAAAGUAUCUGCUCCGCUGAGGGGGGAAAGGAGGAGCAGGAGACAGAUUGUGGGACCGAGCGCGGGCGGGCGGGAGGCGCCGGAGCUGCCAGCGGGUGAGUCCUGUUAACAUUAGCUGGUCCGUGGUCUGACAGGAGUCUCCCCUUCCACUCCGGCCAGUCCCAGCGUCCCGGGCCGGGGUCUCCCCUCCCAGUCUGUGUUGGACGGGGGCGCUGAGGCGGUGGCCGGGCCUGUCUGAGGAAGAGGGUGGGGUAUAGUCUAAGACAACCAAUAAGAGAGCAGGAAGCCACAAUUGGCGGCCAUGAGCGCUAAUGGGAGAUCGCCUUUACCUUGCGGAGUGCCGCCCUCUUCUCUUCUCCCGCCUCCUUCCUUUUGGAGGAAGGCGGGGCCAGAGGACUGAAGUGUGGGGAGAACUUGGGCCCUGCUCUGCUUUAUGAAAUAUGGGAGACGACAGACCGUUUGUGUGCAAUGCCCCGGGCUGUGGACAGAGAUUUACAAACGAGGACCACCUGGCAGUUCAUAAGCACAAGCAUGAGAUGACACUGAAAUUUGGCCCAGCCCGAACUGACUCGGUCAUCAUUGCAGAUCAAACGCCUACUCCGACUAGAUUCCUAAAGAACUGUGAGGAGGUGGGGCUUUUCAAUGAACUAGCUAGUUCCUUUGAACAUGAAUUUAAGAAAGCAACAGAUGAAGAUGAAAAAAAGGGUGCUCCUGGGCCUCUUGACAUGUCUCUGCCUUCUACACCAGACAUCAAAAUCAAAGAAGAGGAGCCAGUGGAGGUAGACUCAUCGCCCCCCGACAGUCCUGCCUCUAGCCCCUGUUCCCCACCAUUGAAGGAGAAGGAAGUUGCCACAAAACCUGUUGUGAUUUCUACCCCUACACCCACCAUCGUACGUCCUGGCUCCCUGCCGCUCCACUUAGGUUAUGAUCCACUUCAUCCGACUCUUCCUUCCCCAACCUCUGUCAUCACACAGGCUCCACCAUCUAACAGGCAAAUGGGAUCUCCUACUGGCUCCCUCCCUCUCGUCAUGCAUCUUGCUAAUGGACAGACCAUGCCUGUGCUGCCAGGGCCUCCAGUACAGAUGCCGUCUGUUAUUUCGCUGGCCAGACCUGUGUCCAUGGUGCCCAACAUUCCUGGUAUACCUGGCCCACCAGUCAACAGUAGUGGCUCCAUUUCUCCAUCUGGCCACCCUAUGCCAUCAGAAGCCAAGAUGAGACUAAAAGCCACUCUGACCCACCAAGUCUCUUCAGUCAAUGGAGGUUGUGGAAUGGUGGUUGGUACUGCCAGCACCAUGGUGACAGCACGUCCAGAGCAGAACCAGAUCCUCAUUCAGCACCCUGACACCCCAUCCCCUGCCCAGCCACAGGUCUCUCCAGCCCAGCCCACCCCUAGCACUGGGGGGCGGCGGCGGCGCACAGUAGAUGAAGAUCCAGAUGAGCGUCGGCAGCGAUUUUUAGAGCGAAACCGAGCUGCAGCCUCCCGAUGCCGCCAAAAGCGGAAGCUGUGGGUGUCCUCCCUGGAAAAGAAGGCAGAAGAACUUACUUCUCAGAACAUUCAGCUGAGUAAUGAAGUCACAUUACUACGAAAUGAAGUGGCUCAGUUGAAGCAGCUUUUGUUAGCUCAUAAAGACUGCCCUGUCACUGCACUACAGAAAAAAACUCAAGGCUACUUAGAGAGUCCCAAGGAAAGCUCAGAGCCAACGGGUUCUCCAGCCCCAGUGAUUCAGCACAGUUCUGCAACAGCCCCCAGCAAUGGCCUUAGUGUUCGAUCUGCAGCUGAAGCUGUGGCCACCUCGGUCCUCACUCAGAUGGCCAGCCAAAGGACAGAACUGAGCAUGCCCAUACAGUCACAUGUGAUCAUGACCCCACAGUCACAGUCUGCGGGCAGAUGAUGCCUCCCAUGAUGGAGAAAUCCCCAGCCAGAGCUCGCCUGCCUGAGCCAAGAGAGAGAUCAACUUACUCCUCCCAUCUGCCUUAGAUGUGGCAGUAUGGGAGAGGAAGAAAUUGUGUGUUGUGAGUAUGGACAGAUGUGGGGCUUUUCUCUUUAGCCACAUGAACAUGUACGCUUGACACCUGUACUAGGGGCUUCUGGCCCCAAAGCCACAUAGAUCAUCCCCCAAGGGUGGGGUUUCUUAUGUACCUACAGCCAAAGGCCUUUCCAUAUGGUCCGAGCAGUCAUCCCCGGCCCUGAUGCAUGUGUGCCUGUCUCUUAACACUAACCCUUGCACUUGUAGGUUUGGGGUUUCUCAGUGCCCUCUCCUCCCAUUGAGCUGUGGCUGUUAUCUUCUUAUUCCUUACUAGCAUGCCACUUCCUGCCAGAUAGAGGGAGACUAGAUUUGAUGGCAUGUUACUUGCUGUCCCAACCCCAACCACCCCAUGCACUCAGGACUUUGUCUCCCAAUAGCUGCUUGUUUAUCUCUCCCCCCUUCCUAAAUUACAGUGAAACAUUCACUUAUUGAGAAUGUAUGAAGUAGCAGUAUUUCCACCUCCUCCAUGUGCUCUAUUCCUUAUUCCUAUCUGCUACCAAAAACAAACACAAACAAACAAGCAAAAAAAGCAAAACUCUGAAAGUUUGAAUCAUUUUUCAUUUCCAAAUCUAUUGGGUGCCUCAUUUUGUCUCUUGACUUUCCUUGGUCGAAUGGUGGGGUUUUUCCUACUUCCCCACUAUGCCUUGGGAACUUCAUCUUGUGGCCUUAUUGUUAGUGGCAGUGAAAAGGGAGAGAGCCUGGGAUCUAACGGGGCUUCCCUGUCUCCUUCCCUACCUUCCCGUUCUAAUCAUCAGGGCAGACAGGAACAGUGUAACUUAAAACUCGUUCCAUCAUGUUACUGAAUUAACUAAUUCUUCUAUGUUUUAUAAUGGCUUACUGCCUAACAUCUGCAUAUUGUCAUCUUUGGUCAUCUGUGGGCUCUUUGUUCCCCUGCCCACAUCACUGCCUUUCCCCACCAUAACUCCUUUAGAUCAGCCUCCUGGAGGUCAUCAGACAGAGCUACUUUCGCUCUGUUCCUCAUUCCUCCCACAGCUCUCAGCCUCCCUUCUUUUCUACGAUAUGGCUGUGUCCACCAGUGUCCAUCACCCUGGUCAUACCCUACCUUCUUUCUCAGCAGGUUCCUGUCCUAGCCACUAGGUGUCUCUAGUCCUAAAAUUUCUUUGAACUCUGUUUUUUUGGGUUUUUUUGUUUUUGUUUUUGUUUUGUUUUUUUGUUCUCUGUCCCUCAAAUGUAGUGCUUGUCUGAGGCAUAGGCUCCAGGGCUCUGAAACAUGUGGUCAAGGUCCUGAGUGGCUUUUAAGUAUAAGAGUGAGUGUAGAGAGAAGAGGAAAAUGUGUACCCUCAACAGAGUGCUCAGGACACGGACUGUCUGCCUGGGAGAUUGGUAAGUGUGGCUAUUGGCUACCAUUAUUUGGUGGGCUCCAGGGAGAGAAAUACACCCCUCCUCUUUCUCAUCUUUCCUUGACUCUGAACUGUGCAGUCUCUUUCAGAGCCAGAGCCCUGUGGAUAGAUAGGUCAGCUUUAAUAGCUUUUGAGUAGAAAACCCUCCCAGUUGUACCAGAGCCACCUUCUGCCAUCUGCUCAAGCCAAGAGUCUUCUUUUCUGUCUCCAUCUUAUAUGUACAGAAUAACUGCUUGCUUCCUUUUUUAUUGUCAUGGAGGAAAGAAAAUGACCUUAUAUGAUUAUUUCCUCAGAGUUAAGAUUAGUGAGCCCAUCCUGUAACAUGUUCUGCUGCAUUGUAUCUAAGUUUUCCCCCCUCCUCUUUAGAGUCAGUGCUGAACAAGCCACACCCAGUGGGGAAAAAGAAAAAAAAAAAAACAAAAACAAAAACA